GCUGCUCCAGUCUGGCAGCCAGGCGGCCGCUGCCUCCGGCCGGAGCCGCCGCACUUGGGAAGCGAUUCCCGGCCCCGCGCUGCCGCCGGGAUGGGGACGCCGCUGGCGGCUCCCGGGUUGCUGCUCCUCCUGGCCGGCACCGCGGGGCUCUGCCGGGCGCUCUUCUCCCUCCCGCUCCGCGUGUCCCACCCCGCCGCCCCCGCCGGCUCGCCGCCCGCCCCGGUGGUGCUGCGGCCGGCGAGCGGCAGCCGGCAGCAGGAUGCCCCCGGGGCUGCCGACGGCUUGGCCUUGGCCUCGGAUCCCGGCGGCACCCUCAACUUUUUAGCCAUGGUGGAGAACCUUCAGGGCGACUCCGGCCGCGGCUACUACCUGGAGAUGCUGAUCGGGACCCCGCCGCAGGCGUUAAAUAUUCUGGUUGACACUGGGAGCAGCAAUUUUGCUGUAGCAGGUGUGCCUGAUCCUGAUGUCACGUCCUACUUCAAUCCCGAGCUGUCAAGCACAUACAGAUCUGAAGGGAUUGAAGUCACAGUGAAGUACAGCCAAGGCAGCUGGACUGGAGUGCUGGGCACAGAUGUCAUUACCAUGCCCAAAGGACUCUAUGGCAGCUACACCAUCAACAUUGCCACUAUCCUCGAGUCAGAGAAUUUCUUCCUGCCAGGGGUUAAAUGGCACGGGAUCCUUGGUCUUGCCUACGAUGCCUUAGCCAAGCCUUCGAGUUCUGUGGAGACAUUCUUUGAUUCCCUUGUGAGGCAGGCAAAGAUCCCCAACAUUUUCUCCCUGCAGAUGUGUGGUGCUGGACUCCCUGUUUCUGGAAGUGGUACCAACGGAGGUAGUCUUGUCCUGGGUGGAAUUGAGCCAAGUCUGUACACGGGGGAUAUCUGGUACACACCCAUCAAAGAGGAGUGGUAUUACCAGGUUGAAAUCCUCAAACUGGAGGUCGGGGGACAGAACCUCGAACUGGACUGCAGGGAGUACAAUGCUGAUAAAGCCAUAGUAGACAGUGGAACCACUCUCCUUCGACUGCCAGAGAAAGUCUUCAGUGCUGUGGUGCAGGCAAUAGCUCGCACGUCCCUGAUACAAGAAUUCUCUUCCGGUUUCUGGACUGGUUCACAGCUUGCAUGCUGGGAUAGAACUGAAAAACCCUGGUCCUUAUUUCCCAAACUCUCCAUUUACCUGAGGGAUGAAAACUCCAGUAGGUCGUUUCGGAUCUCUAUCCUACCACAGCUUUAUAUUCAACCCAUCCUUGUGAUAGGAGAUAAUUUGCAGUGCUACCGAUUUGGCAUCUCCUCCUCCACAAACGCUCUGGUCAUUGGUGCUACAGUCAUGGAAGGAUUCUAUGUCAUCUUUGACAGAGCCCAGAGGAGAGUGGGCUUUGCAGUGAGCCCCUGUGCAGAAGUUGACGGCUCUCCCGUGUCGGAGAUCGAAGGCCCUUUCUCAACAGCAGACGUCGCCAGCAACUGCGUUUCCAGCCUUUCCUUCCACGAGCCGGUGCUGUGGAUCGCCUCCUAUGCCCUGAUGAGCCUGUGUGGGAUCAUCCUGCUCGUCCUGAUCAUCCUGCUGCUCAUCCCACCCCGCUGCCAGCACCGCUACACGGACAAUGACGUGGUCAACGACGAGUCCUCCCUCGUGCGCCACCGGUGGAAAUGAGAGGCUGGAUCCUGAAAACUGAGACUUAAAACAAGACCAAGGACAAAGAGCUCUGCCAAGGGGAAGAAGCCAAUGCCUCCUCAGUCCUUUCUACGUUCCUUACAAAACGCUGUUGAAAAUCCCACCAAAUAUCCUGCAUCAUGACUUUUAUAGCUUUAUUUUCUAACACCAGUUCUGAACCAAAGCACUGUUAACCACCUCUGAAGUGCUACGGUACUGGAUUUGCUACUGCAGUACAACGAGCCUUUAUGGUCUCUACAGUACCUUGUUUAACAAAAAAAAACUUUAAAAAAAGUUUAAAAAAAAAAAGAUAAAAAACCACACCAUGAUGUUCUUCCACUGUCUGAACAAAAUUGUCCAUCUCUCUUUCACAAAGAAAAAGGAGCUGUCAGUAUUUUCUAACUAAUCAAGCCCUGACUGUAGGAAAAGAGAAAAAAAAUUAAUAAUCUUUCUUAUUAAUUGCAUUAAAUGAAUACUGCUUUCUGUUUACAUCAGUUUAUUUUGAAACUGUGCUUAUGGUAUGGGGGAGGGAGAAAGUCAGACUUAAGCAGCAGAGGAAAGCAAGUGAGAUCAAGAAGAAAUGUUGGUUUGUGGUUUCUUGCCCUCAAGAUCACUGCUGCCACUUGAGAGGGUCACCCUCCCUGAGAAUUGUAACAAAACAGUCCAAGGUGGUGAAAACUGGGAAACAAACUUGUUCAGCCUUAGAGUAAAACAAGACUACCUCUCUUAAUUUACAAGGAUGCUACCACUGGUAAGUGUGUGGAUUAGAACUGGUCUUGAAGCACAAAGAUGCUCCAUAGAACCAAACAGAACUGCUUGGCUUUGAAAUUUUUUUGGAUUUUAUAAAAGUUAAUACUUCAUGACUUUCCACUUCGGUGCACAAAAAAAAAAAGAAACCUUUCAGUUUCCCCCCCCUCAUGUGGGGUUUGUUGUUUUUUUUCUGAGUUGAGUUUGAUAUUUAGAAAAGGCUGAUCUGCUUAUGUAUGGACAGACAAGAGAGCAAGGUCUGUGUUCUGCUGUAUUUCUAGAGAGCAUGUAACAAAAAGAAAACUAAAUAAGACACGUUCUUUUGUUUUAAUUUGGCUGAGCUCAGCAACCUAGAAAUUCAAGGGAGAAGUACCUGUCUUUAUGGACAGGCUGUGAAGUGAAAGUCUUUAUGCUGGCUUGUUUUUCAGCUUGAGCAGCAGUUGGAAGUGUUCAUUUUGGUGUCAAUCAAAUGAAAAGUGUAUGUCCUGCCUGGCUGAAAACAAACAUGUAGGUGGGACGGGAAACAACAGUGGGAGAGAGCAGGGCAGAAUGUAUUUGACCAGGCUUCCAUUCUGCAAGUGCACAUCGUCAUGCUGAGGUCAGAACGAGGUGUUUUCUUUGCAGAUAGGACAAUUUUUCUUUUCUUUUCUCUAGUUGCAGGACCUCCGUGGCUUCUCUGUAACACCGGCCUAAGUGUUUGGAUUGGAAAGAUAAACAAUGCAACAUUGAGGAUUUUUUUUUAUAAAGAAAAAGGAAAAAGUAUUCCUUUGCAUUUUGAUAGCAGAGCAGUUUGCAUAUCUGUAUGGGAAAUGAAGGAAAAAAGCUUAGCUCUGAAUUUCCCAAUCCCUCGCCUAGACGAUUUUCUGCCCAAAAUCCCUUCAUAUAGCUCUGAUUCACACUGCCUCUGCAUCUGACUCUGCAUGGAAUAAGGAAAGAUUUUUUAAUUUUUUUUCCAGAAAUGGUGCAUUUACAGAGGUGCACGUCAUGUGUGCGAAAAUAAAAACACUGUGGGGGGUUUUUUAACUGACUUGUGUCUUUCACGUCAUAACUGGAAGUGCCUGUGGUUUUCUUUUCAAUUCUUGCACUUUCAGAUUGCUUGGCUCAAUAGAGUAAAAUAAUUGAUGCUGUGAUCCAACAUCUGAAAAUGAUUUCUCUUGGAAUUCGGAGUUGGAAACAGGAGGGAAUUUUGAGUUUGUCUCCUUCUUCCUCUGCCUCUUAGUUUUUAGGAGGAGAAAAAUUGUGAAUUACAUGAAAUAAGCCAUAGAGCUUAGCUGUUUUCUCAGUGUUCUAUCUUCCAUAUCUCUUUCUUAAUAUAUUUUAAUUAAGAGUUCCACGUUGUCCUCCUGGGUUUGGUUUUACACGUAACAAAUAACUUCAGAGUUGUAUUCCUUCUUUUUCUACAGUAUGGCAAUAGAAGUUAUUCUUCUGUCACUUGUUUCAAACAGAAACACAGUAUGGAUUUUGGGUGGAUGCAGUGUUAAACAAUAAACCCUCUUUCAUUUCAGAAAGUAAAAACAACUUGUAUGCUCUUAAAAAGUUUCAUCACUGCUCCCCUCACCCCACAACCUCUUAUCUCCUCACCACAAUGAGUUUUCUGAAGGAAUUCAUUGGGAAAGGUUCUGAGGAGGGUUUUUAAUGACAGCUGAGGUUUCUUCUGAGUUGGUUAACAAAGUCUUCUUAGUGCACUGGAUUUCAUUUAAAAGAUUCAAGUGUUACUCUUUCCCUUAGAAUAUCAUUGGUCAAGGUAUUUUAAGAGAAACACUUGAAUGAAGAGGAGCAAUAAUCAAGUAGGACAUAUGAAAUACUAACAUAUUCUUGAGUUUUCCUGCCAUUCCUUCAUAAUUAAAAUGUGGCUUAUAGUAAAAAUGCUGGGAGUGACACCUGUGAGCAGCACAAACUUCAUCUGGGCUUGUAAAUUGAUACUUACGCUGGCAGAUAUUCAGGUGAGCAUUGCUCUGUUGCUCCGGCAACAAAGAGAGCAAUAGAAACCCUUGAGGGUUCCUUUUUAGCCUACAACACAUUAAGAAAAAUAAUGCUCUUUAGCAGUUUUGUACAGAAGAUGAAACGCAGUGACAGACUACACUAUAACCAAGUGUAAUCACUUGGUAACUUGUAGUGAUCUCUUUCCCUGAUAUAUUUCAAAAAAUACAUAUGUUGUGAGGUAUCUUAUGCUCCUGUUAACCAACUUCAGGUGUAAGAAUAAACCACACCUUGAAAAAAAAAAACCCUAAAAAAAGGAGGGAAGAGGAGUGAAAAAAACCAGAGCAUUGAGUAAAGAUGAUACUGGAAAAUAUCCUUUGUUUAUUAUGGAAGGCAGGUGCUCCAAAUCACAGCACUCCAAACCAUCCCUUGUACACGUGUCCAUAUUUCUUGCUGACCCAGCUCUCCUCUGAUGGGAAUGUAACACCACGUCCCCGGAAAGCGUCAGAAAGCCGUGUGCCCCUGGCUGCAGCCCUGCAGGGAAUUUGAUGCCAUCGGUGCAAUCGCCAGGAAUUUGAGGGGGUGUGGUUUGAGUUCGAGUGGUUAAACCUGAGCCCAGCCUUCGGAAUAGGUUAAUCCUAUCCCCCUGCCUUCGCAAGUUUUAGAGUUAUCAUGGGGGUUUUUUUGGCGCAAUUUAAAUGCUGAGGGAAAUAAAUGAGGCAUUUUAAUAAGGCUUUUGUUUAGGUGCUGUAAAAGAAGUUAGGUAGAGGGGAUUGUUCUGUUUUUAAGGUGAAGGACUGUGCUUAGGAUGUGCAUGUUGGAUCAACCUAAAUGCAACGUAUAAGGGGUUUUGGUAUCUCUUGUGCUCAACAACUGUAAAAUUUAUCGUCUAAAGUUAACCUGUGAGUACCCCACCCAGUUCCUUGUUGUGUAUGCUGGUUUUGUUUCACUGAAGGAUGAGCCAUUUGUCUGCCAACCUUUUCCUUUUAAAUAUUAAAAAGCUUGUGAGAGUUGCUUAACACAGCACAUUUCCAGAGAAAGAGAGAGAGAGAGAAGUCUUUAAAUUUUCCAAUAUUACAAAAUGAUUGUGCUGCUGGAAGUUUCUUUGAUUUCUGUAGGGUUUCCAACAACUGGGCUGGUUGGUUGUCAUAUCCUCAUCUCAGCCCUGAAUAUAAAUAGCAAUAUGAGCUGUGUAAUGAAAGGUGUUAGUACAGUGACCUAUGGAGGUAGAAGUAAAGGAAAUUAUGGAAAGAAAAAUAAAUAGGAUGCCUUUAGUUUCAUUAAAAAUGGCAAGAGCAUAACAGGUUGAUCCUUUUCAGAAGUACUGUACUUUUUACCAAGACAUUAGUUGCUGUCAGACUUGACUCUCUGAUUGAUAAAUUGUUCAUUUCUGGCUGCUGAAGCCCUUGCUGCUGUUGAGAGAAGUGAAGACAGAUUGGUAAUGGGAUACAAGCAAUCUUCUGAGCCAGUUAGAUUUGCUGGCUUUUGAGGCCUAAUUAGAUGCUAAUCCAGGCUUGUGAGCAGUCCAGCAUCCUGCUUAUAGCUUUGGGAAUGCUAGCAGAAAUACUUGGCUUCAGCCAAACUUCUGGAUGGGAUGGCUCCAAAACACAAAAGCCAGAGAGCAACAGCAGCUGCUGAGAAGCUGCUGUAGGUGCAACAUCAGCCAGUCCCCAGUUCCUUUGAUAAGGGUCCACUUGCCUGGAUGUUUUGGAAACCAGCACUCCAAGGUGCCUGUUGGUGCUACUGGGAAUUAUCCACUCCCAGGUGAACAAAGGGCAACGAUCAUCUUUAGGUAGGAUCGUUGCCCACCUGCUGAAUAUUCCCCUCUCCAUAUAACAGGGCACACACAGCUGUUUCUCACCCCAGCAGUGGCCAGUUUGUAAGCAACAGGACAGGAUCUCAUAAAACAUGCUGACAUCAGUGACUGUGCAGUAGUGAUACAAAAAUGGUUUGCAUUUGGCUGGAUCUUUGUGGUCAGGUAGUCUUUGAAAUACUGGGAAUUUUAGAUUAGACUAGGGAAGCACACACAGAAUUUCUUUUGAGCUAGGCAAUGAGAAAAACACAAAAGGUAAUUUUCGGAAUUUAAAAAGAAGUAGCCCUCAAUAAGUGUUCUUUUUUUUUUUUUUAAUUUAUAACAAUCACUUAAAAUAAAUAUAUUUUAGUAUGUUUGCUGUCUUACUUAUUUUCUGGGUGUAAAUCUGAUUUUUCUAAUUUGUCUUCUGGCCCACUCACCCCUUCUCUUUCCCAGAAAACCAAAAGUUCCUAAAAGCUGACGACCUCCAUAUUCCAAAUUCAGCCUUCUAACAAAAGGUACAUUUUUCUUGUUUACCAUUUCACAGACCUGUUUUAAAGUAGUUCCUUAGCACUUGAAAAAUUAGCUGCAGGUUGAAAAUACUUGCAGUGCCAUUAGGAGAAGAAUCGGAGCCAAAGCUUUACCUGUGCCAAUGCUCCCUGAAUUUUACUGUGUGCCAAGAACUCCUUUGUGCAUUUGACUACGUUCCCUGGAUUUCUUUCACUUCCCACGUGGAAAUAACUCCCUGGUCCUGUACAUUCUCCUUUUUCUCUGCCCUUGGGAAAUAUGAGGGUGGAGAGGAGGACCACAAGGAGCUGUGAGAGCUCCUUCCGUGACAUUUUUUGUCCUAAAAACAACUCCAGCUGAGCAACUGAGUUUGCUCUGAUUUUACAGCAAUGUGUACUUAGGCAAAACACUUGAACAAAUGACAUUGUUUGUAACAAUGCUCUCAUCGUAUCCCCCUCUGAUGAGGGAAAUUUUCACAGGGCCAAGUCAAACCUGCAAAGGGCAUGUUUAUCCCUGUGUUCUCAGAGAGGGAUUAUAGAGCUGAAUGUUUAAAUGGUUAUUUGCAGCAUGGUUGUCCUUUGGAAAAUUCUGUGGUAAAAGAAAAAUGGACUUGAGAAUGUUGAAGAGGAAAUACAAAGACAACUAACAAUUUCUUGACAGCACAAAGGCAUGGAUUAGUGCAAUAUGUGCUGGGGAAAAAAUCGCUUUGGUAGCCAAUACUCUGUGUGUGUGCAUAAACUAUACAAAGUUCAGUGUUUAAGACUUACCUGAAACAGGCAGUUCACAUUUUUUAUUGCAAAUUUUAUAUGGAGAUGCAGAGAUCUUUUAAGGUUUUAACACUACAUUAACUGUUGUUUGAUAGUUAUUCAGGAAGUGUGGAAAGGAUUUCACCUUUAAGGAAAUUAUUCCAACUUAGAGAGGCAUUUCUUCACCUGUUGCUUUGUUUUGGUUUUUUAUUAGACAGUGUUUUUAACAUUGACUGAAAAGAAAAUGGGAUCAAAACUUUGAAAACAGGGGUAUAGUCUUUCUAAUUCAAUCUUCAGGUUAUGUUAGGAUCUCUAUCCCACUUACUGUCAAGCCUCAUUACUCAAUUUUUCAAAAAUUGAUACUUUGUAUUUUCAGGUCUUGCCAUUUUCAGAUAAACACUAUGUAAAAAAUCAAAUUUUAUGCUGCGUAAAAUAAAUUAUUAAUUCUUUCAGCCUA
Molecule: messenger RNA, 7816 nt
Organism: Corvus hawaiiensis (hawaiian crow)
Lineage: Eukaryota; Metazoa; Chordata; Aves; Passeriformes; Corvidae
Gene: BACE2
Product: beta-secretase 2
Exons: 9
Coding region: 91-1647 (518 amino acids)
Biological process (GO): amyloid-beta metabolic process; membrane protein ectodomain proteolysis
Cellular component (GO): membrane; endosome; trans-Golgi network
Molecular function (GO): aspartic-type endopeptidase activity
Source: RefSeq, a predicted model, not a curated record